AUGGAAGACCCUGAAGACCCCGAAAAGCGUCAGAUUACGGUGCUGGCUCAAAACGCGGUCAUCGCUUUGGAAAAGUGCCUCCAAGUCUCGGGAUCUUUCUCCCACUUGGCUGAAGCUCAGCUCGCACGCUUUAACCUGUGGGCUACCAAUAUAGGUGUUUUCGCCAAGUAUAAAGCAUCCUUGGAGUAUCGUCUGAGGGACAGCCCAGACGUUCAGAGAAUCAUCACCAACCUGCUCGAGAUUUUGGCUCUAUAUGCCGGCCAGGCUCUUCGCACCGAGUUGGAAGUAUCUAGCCCCAACAUUGAUGAAGCAAGUCGCUCAGAGGUAUCGAAUCAGUGUGAGACCACAGCUCCGGGACGCGACAUCAGUAACACAACGCCUUGCUAUGCAGGCUUUCAGAUCCAACCUCUGAAAAACUUGUCCAUCGUGCCGGCAUAUCAAGCCGUGGAGGACACCAUCACUCGUCUUCACCACCUUUCAACUGCGAUACGUAAUGCUGGAGUUAGAAAUCCUUAUUCUCGCAUCACUCGUUUGAUUAUCCUUGACGAAGAUGGCAAUGAUAUCAACCAAGCCUUUGAAUCCUUCAUAUCCCAGGUGCUGAAGCUCCGACACUCUCGCUUGUCGGAAGCCUUGCGAUCUCGGCUUGCGGAUGCUAUUUGCUUUCGACGACGUCGGUUUCUGUACAACAAGCCGUCGCCAAAGAAGUAUCAAGGUGGCUUCGUCGCCCCGGUUCUGCCAAAUGGCCGGGGGGCCCACCAUAUACCGACCCCACCAGCCAGCCGGAAGCGACCCUCAAUACCAGAUGCUCCGCUUCCUUCGCCAGCACGAGCCCCUACGACUCGAACGGCGUCUACCUUCUAUCCUCAACGGUUUCAGUACCCACGCUCAUCCGAACCGUCUGUGGUGUCUACAGCAACACCGAGUUCUCACAUUCCGCGAAUGAACGAACACAUUCCCAAGCCCCCAUCAGUCGCUUCCGGACAGAAAGAGGCGCAAUGCCCAUACUGUCCUUUUGUCAUCAACAUCAAGUAUCUGACUGGCACUCGAUGGAUAAAGCACUUUCAGGAUGACCUGGAGCCGUACAUCUGUCUCUUCGAAGACUGUACGAGCCCUCGUGAGCUGUUCUCUUCCGCUGAGCAAUGGCUGGCGCACAUGAAAGCCCAUCCAGCACCAUCGACGGAAUGGAUCUGCUCAAUGCGCCAUGCAUCGUCAGAUCGGACAGUAACGAAGAGUGCCGAGGAGUUUGCAAAUCAUGUUAGAGACAUGCAUUCUGGACGGUUUACCGAUAUGCAACUCAAGAAGCUUCAGAUCCGAGCCGCACGACCUGGUCCCAUGUUUCCCAGUUGUCCAUUUUGUGACUGGUUGGAGCAUCCGGAUCCCGAAAAGCCAAAAGUCUCUGGUGGACCUACACCUAUCGAGGAACACGUUGCUGACCACCUGUUUGACUUGGCACUUUUGUCGCUUCCGCCGAUACGGAAUAACGAGAACAGCGACGAAGAAGUAAGGGACAGUCUGGCGAAUAUAUCGAUCGUUAGUGGCAGCCGCCACAGUGCGCUGUCGCAGAAUUUAUCAGGCCUUGAAUUUAGCAGCUACCGGAGCCCCUCACCCGCCAAUGAAGCUAUGUAUAUUCCCAGUGUUGAUGCUCUCAGCGAUCAACCUGAUUCGCCUCCUCCCCGGAAUAGUUCUCCGUCUUUGAUGUCCGCUCCCAAAAUCCCCAAGGACUAUUACGCCGUCUUCAAUGACCAUUUCCAAAUCGAGCCCCUACGAAGAGAGAAUUCGAUGGAAGAAUUGCCGGGGCAGGAGUCGGAAAUGAUCAAAUGCAUCUGCGGCCUCAGCCACGAUGACGGUCAGACGAUUUACUGCGAAAAAUGCUAUACAUGGCAACACAUCGUGUGCUACUACGGCGAUAGUCAAUUCCCCGACGAGCAUAUGUGCGGAGACUGCCAGCCCCGUCCUCUCAAUGCCCAGCACGCACGAGCUCUGCAAGAAGCUCAACUCGAGGCGGCAUCAACAGCAACCCGGCGUGAAGAAAAGGAGAAUCGAAAGGCACGAAAGCGCCGCAGGGGAAAAGACCGGGAUCUUGGUGAAACAGGCAGCGACUCUAGGGCUGCUUCAAGCCCUCUCCCCCGACGCAACGAGCCUGGCGCCGAAGCGGAUCUAUUUCCAAACGAGAGCGCACCGAUCCGAAAGCGCAGACGUCAGGUCCCCUCAGCUCCUAUUUUGAUGUCUACAGACAUCUUAGAGAAGGAGCCCCCAAGCAAGAAGCCUCCCCGUAGCGAGCAUCAAGAGCUAUGA
Aspergillus aculeatinus CBS 121060 is the source of this 2295-nucleotide messenger RNA. RefSeq lists its product as uncharacterized. The record is from RefSeq and is a predicted model, not a curated record. The transcript has 3 exons. Bases 1 to 2295 code for a protein of 764 amino acids. Lineage: Eukaryota; Fungi; Ascomycota; Eurotiomycetes; Eurotiales; Aspergillaceae.